AUGGAUUUUUCCCGAAGACAUGGAUUUUGGGAAGAUGUGGAUUUUCGGGAAGAUGUAGAUUUGUGGAAGGCACUUGGAUUUCUGGGAAGACUGGGAUUUAUGAAAGACGAGGAUUUUCAGGAAGAUGUAGAUUUUCAGGAAGAUGUGGAUUUUCAGGAAGAUGUGGAUUUAAGGAAGGCAUAGGUUUUUCAGGAAGACAUGGAUUUUUGGAAGGACAUGGAUUUCUGGGAAGACUUUGAUUUUCAGGGGAAGACUUGGAUUUUCAGGAAGACGUGGAUAUUCACGAAGACAUGGAUUUUUCAGGAAGACUUGGAUUUUGGGGAAGUCAUGGAUUUUCAGGGAGACUUGGAUUUUCGGGAAGACUUGGAUUUUCAGGAAGACAUUGAUUUUCGGCAAGACUUGGAUUUUCGGGAAAACACGGAUUUCUGGGAAGACACGGAUUUCUGGGAAGAAUUGGAUCUUUGGGAAGUCGAUUUCUGGGAAGACUUGGGUUUCUGGGAAAACUUGGAUUUUCGGGAAGACUUGGACUUCUGGGAAGACUUGGAUUUCUGGGAAGACGUAGAUUUUCUGGAAGACUUGGAUUUCUGGGAAGACUUAGAUUUUCAGGAAGACUUGGAUUUUCUGGAAGACUUGGAUUUUCGGGAAGACUUGGAUUUUCAGGAAGACUUGGAUUUUCGGGAAGACUCGGAUUUUCAGGAAGACUUGGAUUUUCUGGAAGACUCGGAUUUUCAGGAAGACUUGGAUUUUCAGGAAGACUUGGAUUUUCGGGAAGACUCGGAUUUUCAGGAAGACUUGGAUUUCUGGGAAGACUCGGAUUUUCAGGAAGACUUGGAUUUUCGGGAAGACUCGGAUUUUCAGGAAGACUUGGAUUUCUGGGAAGACUUGGAUUUCUGGGAAGAAGAUUUCUGGGAAGACUUACAUUUUCUGGAAGACUUGGAUUUUCGGGAAGACUUGGAUUUUCGGGAAGACUUGGAUUUUCGGGAAGACUUGGAUUUUCGGGAAGACUUGGAUUUUCGGGAAGACUUGGAUUUUUGGGAAGACUUGGAUUUUUGGGAAGACUUGGAUUUUCAGGAAGACUUGGAUUUUCGGGAAGACUUCGAUUUCUGGGAAGACUUUGAUUUUCCGGAAGACCUGGAUUUCUGGGAAGACUUCGAUUUUCCAGAAGACAUGGAUUUUCGGGAAGACAUGGAUCUUUGGGAAGACAUGGACUUUUGGGAAGACUUGGAUUUUCAGGAAGACUUGGAUUUUCAGGAAGACUUAGAUUUCUGGGAAGACUUGGAUUUUCAGGAAGACAUGGAUUUUUGGGAAGACUUGGAUUUUCAGGAAGACUUGGAUUUUCAGGAAGACAUGGAUUUUUGGGAAGACGUAGAUUUCCUGGAAGAUGUGGAUUUUUGGGAAGAUGUGGAUUUUUGGGAAGACAUGGAUUUUCUGGAAGAUGUGGAUUUAAUGGAAGACAAAGAUUUUCUGCUGGAAGAUGUCAAUCUUCAGGAAGACAUUAAUCUUCAGGAAGACAUACAUGUUCAGGAAGACAUAUCUUGGCUGGAAGACCUGGAGGUUAUUGGAAGACAUGAAUUUUCAGGAAGACAUAGAUCCAGGAAGACCUGGAUUUAA
This is a messenger RNA of Mus caroli (Ryukyu mouse), 1611 nucleotides long. RefSeq names its product cerebellar degeneration related 1. Lineage: Eukaryota; Metazoa; Chordata; Mammalia; Rodentia; Muridae. The record is from RefSeq and is a predicted model, not a curated record.